UGUCCGACGGGAAAGGUCAAUGACCUUGACCUUGUUAGGGAUCAAGGUCAAUGUCAAGGUCAGUCGGAGGUCAUUUGGUGCGGGCUGUGUAAAGGUAAAUAUUUACCGUUCUCUCUCCCAACUGUCCUGCCUGUGAUACACCCGAAUCUCUUAAUCAUAAUUUUUGGCAAUGUUGCCGAUUCGAGGUGCAACGAAUACCUUUUUCUAGAUGUAUUGUUAUGAAAUGGGGCUGUUUACCUACCCCAAUUGAAUGUAUUUUAUCUAUUUUGGACGACGAUUGUAUCAGAGUGUUGCGAAUAUUUUUACAAGAUGUAACCAUUUGCAUAUAAUUCUACCAUGACUAGUAGGACUGUCUGGACGCAAUUAGUUCAUUUGUUCGAAAGCUUUGCAAUGAAACACACCACGAAAUUCGAUAAGUUCCAAUCUCAAGCACGUAGAGUGUUACGUCCAAACCACGUAUCUCUCACGUAUGAACGCGAGUCGAGCCGACCGAGUUAUCGGGAAGGUCAGCGGCCGAAGGCCACUUUUACGCUUCUUCCGAAUAGAAGUUUUGCUCGUUAGCCCUUUUUAUGUAAGGGAAUCGAAUCCCUAUUACAUGGGACAGGGCCUCGUACGAUAAAGUGAGGAAGGGAAGGAGUAAAUAAAUUAAGCGUGAAUUAACAUGAAAAAAUAAAAACAAUGAUUUAUUCUAUACAAUCAAAUGUAGUAAUUAAUAAUUUGGUAAUCGGAAAUUUAACUUUAAACUCUCAAAAUUUAUACAUAAUUGAAACAAAUGAUAAUACAAAUGCGACUAUGAAAUUGAUGUUUAAAUUAAUAAUCGGUUAACUGGAACUCUUCGGGGUCCCCAGUGGUAGCCGAAGGUGGAGGGGUCAUAGGUGGUGGGUCCGAAAGGAAAGGUGGCAAAUGUGAGAAUAAGGGAUAAUCAGCUGGGGAAAUGUUAUUGCUAGGUCAGCAAAAGUUUCUAUGUCCUCCAACGGGAUAGGAGAAAGAGACCGUGAAAUGUUACGCACGGAGGAAUGUUGAGCUAGUUGAUCUGAUGGGAUAGGCGAAUAUGAUGGAGAUGAAGGGGGAGGGAAAAUCUCUGUAUCGGUCAAAAAUGCUUCUAUUUCUUGCAGAAAAUCCUUAACUUUUUCAUCAAUGGUCACCUCUGGUUUUAGUUGAGAGGGUGAUAGGCGAUGCAACGGAAUGUUAGUUUCGCAGAGUGGCACUAGAUGAGUCAAAGAGUGACAAUGUGUAAUUAAAAGGGAAAAAGACAAAGGAAGAGGCAAAAAUAAAAGACAAUGACAACCAGUCGCAAAAAGAAAAGAAACCAACAAUAUAAUCAAUAAAAACUUACUGCUGAAUAGUUCGAUGAUAGGAAAAGAAUAUGCAGUGCUCAGAAGUUGCUCCAAUUCAGGGUGGAACAAGAGUGGUUGUAGGUUGGAUCGCACUGACUAUAAUUGCUCACUUAUAGUGGAAAUGCUGAUUUAUGAUGCACGAAAUUUCAACUUGCGACUAGUACGUUCGGACGAUUAGACUGAAGACUAUGGAAUGCCCCAGGGCGGUUUCUCUGCCCUUUUUAUAAGAUGUGGAAAAUUCGUGUAGGAGGGGAUUCUUCUAGAACAUUCGAUGAGGAAAAACGCCCAAACUUAGAUAACGGGAGACACGUAUAACUGAAAUCGAAGGACCACCUUUGGACCUUGAUAAGUGGCCGAGAGCGUGAUCAUGGUCAUGGUGACGAAAUGCACGUGUUCACAACCAAGGUGACCCAACAGUCGUGGUGAUAAGGUAGAUGAUGCGUUCAGAGUUGCUGCAAGAAAUGUUUGUUUAAUGAUCACGCGACGGGCACAUCUAUUGCGUGCCUUACGGUCCCCGUGAGGUUCCCGUUUGAUAUCGUGUGUUAAAAAAGAAUAAAAUUUAAUUGAACUUGUGCAACAACCGUGAGUGUCUUGGCUCAAUAAUGCAUGAAUGAUAAAUAGCACGCGGUAAUUGCUAAACGAAUGUAAUUCUAUUAUCUAUUUCUUACGAAAGCAAGGGACCGUGGAGUCUGGACGUAACAAGAGUAUCUAGUCCAGACAUUCUUAUGUGUGGUGGAAUAACAAAGGGUGGAAACGAGUUAUAAAUCUCUAUGGGAUCUUUCGUUAUAAAAUAUAGAGCGCAAAUAGUGAGGGAAGCUGGAUGGCAUUCCACGAAGUGGCUUAUUCGUCUUUGAUGGAGAACGCUUUUCGAGGCACUUCGUGGUGUGCCGUCCUGUUCCUUCCGCGGAUGGAUAUGCGUUACGGUAACUAAUUUUGAUCUAUGCUUUCAUAUUCAUAUGUACAGUUUUUGAUUUCACUAUGUAAGACCUUAUGAUUCAAAACCUUGCGAUAGCUGUGCGAUGCGAUGAGCUGAUUUCUCUGUGAUAAUCUUAUAUAGGCCGUAUUUGAUUCAUUUUAUAGCGUUUAAAACAAAGCCUCAUUUACUUUAUAGUUUUUAGUUAUACGAUUAAAUAUUCAGUUUUGAACUUAGGUAAUUUAAAUGCAAAUUCGAUUUAAAAUCUAGGCAUUAGAAAACUUUGUUUCUAUUAUAAUUAGUCUAAGACAUAUGUAAGUUUGUACCUGUCACACUUUAGUCUUAUGACGUAACCUGUACAUACGAUCGGUAUAGUCCACAGACUUCUAUAUAUAUACUAGACCGCUAGCUCAAGGCUGUUUCAUGUAAAAAGAUGUCCCGUAUCUGAAAUGAAAAUGUAGCGCAUGCGCACUGCAAGGUACCGGAAAUACAACGUAAGCAUUCAACGCUGUGAAUCGCACGUGUGAGCCACAAUUAGAAGAAAGCAAGAAAAUAUGUAUGUAAAAAAUCUAAAAAAAUGCCGUUACGUUGUGCAGUGUCCAAGUGUCAAAGGAAAAGAUCGCAACAUACAUUUUUAUAAGUAUGAAAAUGCUAUAUCGUAGAUAGAAUAGACUUUUUAAGGUUAAGUAUUGUCAUUAAUGUAUAUGAUUUGUAUAAUACAUUGCUAUAGAUUUCCAUUAAAAGUGGAACCAAUAUUAAAAAUAUGGUUGGAAAGAACGGGCCGAAGAAAUUGGGUGGUCACAGAACAUAGUAGAAUAUGUGAUGCACAUUUUAAAUCAACAGACUUCUUACAUUCAAGAAAACGAAAACUAUUGAAAGCUGACGCAGUUCCAUCCGAAAAUUUAGCAUUGUGUGAUACUGAUGUUACAGAAGACAGUAAUACACAUUAUGUACAAGGUACAAUUUUAUUUUUAUCCUUUAACAUACUUUUAUAUUAUAAUACAUAUGAAGCUAAUUUUUGGUUGAACGGUUAUGUCAAUAAGCAAAAUUAUCGGUUUUGGAGAAAAGAAAAUCCAAAUGUGUCGAUUGCCGUUCCUCUUCACCCCCAAAAAGUCUCCGCGUGGGCUGCGAUUUCUGUGAAAGGAGUAUACCUGCAAUUUUUUGAAGGAACUGUUACCGGUGAAAGUUAUAAAGAGUUGGAGAAUAAAUUUUUUCCUUAUGCAAAGAAACGAGGAUUAGAAUAACAAAAUUUAAAACAGAAACAUUAAAAAAUUAAAACAGAAAAU
Molecule: messenger RNA, 3536 nt
Organism: Ooceraea biroi (clonal raider ant)
Lineage: Eukaryota; Metazoa; Arthropoda; Insecta; Hymenoptera; Formicidae
Molecular function (GO): sequence-specific DNA binding
Source: RefSeq, a predicted model, not a curated record